UCAGCAACAAUUACAAGCAAGAACAGAAAUCCCGGCAAGCUUCGCGUUCGAUUGACUGCAUCUUUUCCUGAAAGUGAACAUGCAGUGCAUGGAGUUUCUUGCAGGAUCAGGAUGCAGCAUUGCAUUGCAGCCGACCCUGUCGUGGAGUAAUCAUUAGCAGUAGAAAUGAAGGCAGCGACCCAACCCAAAUCCAACUCUAGAUUUCCUCCUCUUAUCCUUUCUGUUCUUGAAUUGAUCUUGUUAAGCUCAUCUUCUCAUCCGCUAAUGACAGUGAUGGUAAGCAAAGCGCCAUGAGCAUUGGGACCGGAUUUGCAACGCGAGAUGAUUAGGGUUCAUGGUGUUCCCCACAUGACAGCGUGCUUGGAUCAACCGCUUUUGUCUUCUCCAGCUCAGCUCGUCUUCUCCGCUUCAUCCAUCUAUUAUAAAACUGAAACUCUGAUGAGUUUUUCAAUGCUUCCAUGUCUAUUGUUUCUCUGGGAUUUGUCUGUCUGAUGAUCUCACUGGAUUUGGAAACGCCGUGUUCUUGGAUACUCGUUUUUCGUUUUUUUUUUAGUUGUGCUGCUACCUAAUUGAUGAAAUAUUGAAUUGAAGGUUUGAAGGAUGUGGCAUUCUGUUGAUUUGGAUUAAUAAUAGAAUUGGGUUUUGGAGUAUUUUAUACUCGUCGUGUACGGAUAUAUAUGCCCAUUCCUCUGAAUUUUAAAAAGAAUUUUGCUUUUGAGUAAAAUAUUGGCAUAGUUGACGACUUUUAAAAGCGAAUUGAGCACUAUAUAAACAACCACAUCCCGAUGCAGAAGGCAGACACGAAACAGCUUUUGCAUUGCAUCAUGUCGAAGACAAGGAUGGACGGCAAGGUGGCCAUCGUGACCGGCGGCGCGAGCGGCAUCGGCGAGGCGGCGGCGCGGCUGUUCGCGUCGUGCGGCGCGACGGUGGUCAUCGCCGACGUCCAGGACGAGCUGGGCGAGGCGGUGGCGGCGUCGGUGGCGGGGGGCGGGUGCCGGUACGUGCGGUGCGACGUGACGGACGAGGCGCAGGUGGAGGCGGCGGUGGCCGCCGCGGUGGCGGAGCACGGGCGGCUCGACGUGAUGGUGAGCAACGCCGGCGUGCUGCUCCCGACGGGGCCCGUCGUGGACAUGGACCUCGCGGCUCUGGACCGGGUGAUGUCGGUGAACUUCCGCGGCGCGGCGGCGUGCGUGAAGCACGCGGCGCGCGCCAUGGUGUCGCGCGGCACCCGCGGCGCCAUCGUGUGCACGGCGAGCGUGGCGUCGUGCCAGGGCGGGUUCGGGCCGGCGGCGUACACGGCGUCGAAGCACGCGGUGCUGGGGCUGGUGCGCGCGGCGGCCGGCGAGCUCGGGCGGCACGGCGUGCGCGUGAACUGCGUGUCCCCCGGCGGCGUGGCGACGCCGCUGAGCUGCGGGCUGACGGGGAUGAGCCCCGAGGAGAUGGAGGCGGCGGCGGAGCCCCACAACGUGCUCCGCGGGAAGGUGCUCAAGGCGGCGGACGUCGCGGAGGCCAUGCUCUUCCUCGCCUCCGACCAGGCCGCCUUCGUCAGCGGCCACAACCUCGUCGUCGACGGCGCCACCACCGCCGUCAACUACGCCGUGCUCCAGUCCGUCGGCCUGUGACACGGACCGACGCCAUUAAUUUAAUUUAAAAGAAAAACAUAUCUUUACGAUAAAUUUUACCGCGUUUUGACUGGAAAGAUGAUCCCUUUUUCUUAUUAGGCGAUCAAUGGUGACGUGGUGUCAUAGCAUGUGGUUUGUAAAAUUGUGUUUGUUCGUUUGUAAUAUUAUAUGUUGGUUGCCAUUGCAUCUCAUCAUGAUGCAACCUUUUGGACUCAGUGGAGCAUGUUUUCAUGUAACAAUUUUUGAGUUUUGAAUUUGUAAAUUUGUCUGACAUAAUUUGUGUUUAUGUCUCUUCUCGGUUA
Molecule: messenger RNA, 1924 nt
Organism: Oryza sativa Japonica Group (Japanese rice)
Lineage: Eukaryota; Viridiplantae; Streptophyta; Magnoliopsida; Poales; Poaceae
Product: short-chain dehydrogenase reductase 5
Source: RefSeq, a predicted model, not a curated record